AUGGCAUUUCCGUCAGCAGCAUUACUUAAAGAACACGAACAAUUUCUUAAACGAAAAGCUGAUGCAGUAACGCUGCUUGCCUCAACUGAAAAAAGUCAAAAUGUUGAUAAUAUAUCAUCACAAAAAAUAAGUCAAAAAAAGUCAAUAUUGGGUCGAUCAAAAACAUUACCAGAUUUCAGAACUGAUUAUCAUUCAUCAAAUACUUCUAAACAAGCACAAUUCUUAAUAUUAAAAAAUAUUGUUGAAAAAUUGCAAGAACGUUUUUUUAGUGGACAAACUGAUCGAUUAAUAUUGGAUGAAAUUAUAAAAGAAUAUGGUCUUAUAAUUAAUUCAUCUGAUAAACAUUGGCUUGCUUCACAAGCACUUUUAUCAAAUGAAAGAAUUGCUGUUGAUAGAAUCAAUGAUACUCAUAGAUUCGUAUAUAAGCCACCAUUUAAUUUAAAUGCUCGAAAAAGAUCUUCACUUCUUACUCUUUUGAAAUCACGACAUGAUAAAUGUGAAGGUGCUCUAACUGUUGAGAAUGUACAAGAUUCAAUACCAAAAGAAAGAGCCGAUAAUAUGAUUAGUAGGUUAAUAGAAAGUGGUGACAUUGUUAAAGUAAAAAGCAAUAAAACAGAAGUUUUAUUUUAUACUGAUAAUUAUUAUAAACUUCCUAUUCAUCCAGAAUUUAUUCAUUUAUGGAACGAACUAUCAGUUGAACAUUUAAGUAAUGAGAAGAUUCAGGAAUUUAUUGAGAAAGAAGGACAUUAUGGCUUAAAAACGAGUGCACCAAAACAAGCACAAUUACCAACAAAAAUAUCAAAAUCACGAGUUCAACGUCGUGAUAUGGUAAAACAUAAUCAACAUGUUGCUCAUCAACUCGUAGAUUAUUCCAAUUCCACAAAUAAAAAAUAA
Rotaria sp. Silwood2 is the source of this 894-nucleotide messenger RNA. The record is from the annotation of a GenBank genome assembly. NCBI's taxonomy places the organism in Eukaryota, Metazoa, Rotifera, Eurotatoria, Philodinida, Philodinidae.